AUGUGACUGAUUUGCAGCCAUUCAUCCAUUACCAGUGUUUGAAAAGCACGAGAAAAGGGCUAAUUAAAAGAAAACGAAAGAAGGAGCCCACUGUAGAACAAUGAUGCGUCAAUAAUACCACGUCCUCGUCACCCUCUAAACUUUCUUAGUUCCACAACUAGUGGUAGUAAUCAUAUCGCAACAAAGAUCAACCCACUUUUAUUAUUAUCUCAUUAUAAUUUGUAAUGAUGGUUAACAAAAGCAAAUGGUAAUAAUCUAGAUUAAUCUUCUGUCUAAGCCAUCAUUACCCUAGUGGGACCAAAUGCAUUAUUUUCCUUUUCCCCUACCUAGUUAAGAUUUUUAUGUUGCUCUCUUUGCCUCUGCUCUGACUUCAGCUACUACCUACUACACCAAAGUUCAUUGCUUCCAUUUUAUUCUCUCUUGUCUAUAAGCUUAUAUAACUAUUUGCAAGCAAAGAAAUUAACUACUAGGAAAAUAACCAUGAAAGGAAUUGAUUUGUUAUGUUCUCCCUCAGCUUCCACAGCUGUUACUUCUAGCAUGCACCAUCGUUCUACGGCGCGUGGAAGAACAAAAAGCUACGACCAUGACGGAAGGAAAAGCCAACUCUGUGUACCUUGUUCAUCCCAAUUGCCCUUAACUCCUAAGCCUCAGUCGGAGAAGCACAGAAAGAGCUCGGCUGAUAAGGGUAACAGUGACACGCGUAGAAAAAGUUCUGUUGAUGUUAAUGACCUAUAUACUCAUGCCAGUGCAGAGCGUUCAUCCAGAAGAUAUCUCCUAGCUGACGCGCCAUUCUUUGAGUGGGUAUCAGAGUCUAAUAAAUUCACACAAAUGGUUCCUUCUCAACAUGAUGUCGAAGACAAGACCAUGGUUAUCAAAAGAAACCAUGCUCCUACUCUUCGCUCCUCUUCUACAGCUCGCUCCAAGGACCAGGUCGUGGUUUUGAGGGUGUCGUUGCAUUGCAAGGCCUGCGAAGGAAAAGUUAGAAAACAUAUUUCAAAAAUGGAAGGAGUGACAUCAUUCAGCAUAGAAAUGGAGACAAAGAAAGUGACGAUAAUCGGAGACGUGACACCAAUGGGGGUACUGGCGAGUGUAUCCAAGGUGAAGAAUGCACAACUUUGGCCAUCUCUCUAGACUUGAAUCUGAUACACCUUUGGGGUGUGCGUGUUUGUAUGAUUAGAAUUUGGAUAACUUGUGAAGCACUCGAAAGAGUGUUGUAAAUGAACAUUUUUCCUUUAGUUGUUUAGUCAUUGUGGUGAGUGAAGUGGUACAACUGACAAUUCUUAAUUGGU
Vigna umbellata (rice bean) is the source of this 1289-nucleotide messenger RNA. Its product is annotated as protein SODIUM POTASSIUM ROOT DEFECTIVE 2-like. Lineage: Eukaryota; Viridiplantae; Streptophyta; Magnoliopsida; Fabales; Fabaceae. Gene Ontology annotation, molecular function: metal ion binding. The record is from RefSeq and is a predicted model, not a curated record.